AUAUUCACAAAGUAAUAACGUUGUGUAUUAUUACGCAAGAUAUAUAAACUAAGAAUUAUCGUUAAUUGUUGUGAACGGCUGGGGAAUAAAUUGUCCAACGCAUUUAUCUGUUUUAGUUUAGUCUCCGUGUUAUCGUAGGAUGACUUGCGUCGAUCUGAAAACCGCUGUGCGGAGCGCGCUUUCAAUAUCCGACGACCAGAUAUUUAAUUUUACGUUAAAGAAAUCAAAAUUUGGUGACGACAUCUUAUUAUUAGAUACUGAAAAUAGUACAAUUCAAAACAAAUAUGUUGCAGUUCCCACCAUCAUCGGCAUAGAGAAUAAGCUUAAAGGUCAGAAAAUUGAAAACGAUAAAAUUCUUCUCCCGUUAUUCGUCUUCCAGUACACCAACAACCAAAAAUACGCCGUAUUUGAUACAGGGGAUUUACACAAUUAUAGUGCGGUAGAGAAGAACAAUAUCGAACAUUUCGAGAUUAUUUUCGAAACUUUAGCCGAAUACCAAGCUUCUUACUUAACUUCAAACAAAGAGGAACCGUUAAAUAUAAAUUUUGACGUUACAGCCCUAUUUGACAAGGUAACCAACUUACAGCAGUUAAAAAAUUUCGAUACAGAUACAGAUACAUUAAAAAAUACGAAAAUACGUUUGCAAGCUUACAUAAAUAAGUUCUAUGAGGAUAAACUACUUGUCAGGAGCGUAGGGUGUCCUACAGGCAACAAUUUAUUUGUAAAUUUAGAGAAUAAGAGCAGUGUCAUAUUGUUGAAUUCCGAGGAAAGGCUUGUUCCCCCCGUCUACGAUGCAUUGAUGUAUAUUUUCACAUUCAGCGAUGAAAGAUUUCGCCAAAAACAUUUUGCUAAAUUAAUUAGAAAAUACUUCGACGCUUUUGCAUACUAUUUACAUCAGUUAAACUCAGAAGCUUAUAGUAUUACCAGAGAAUAUAUUGAUAUAACCGUAAGAGUAUUGCUUCCAAUCGUCAAAUUUCAGAUAAUCAUCGAAUCAUCUGCAUCUGAAGAACUAAUUUCCAAUGCCUUACGAUUUCUGAAAUAUCCGUUAAUAAAUCAAGAAGAUGUCUAUGAGGUUAUUGAAAACAAAUUAAAAUCUACCGAAUACGAUUUUAUAGAUUAUGAAAUGACAAAUAUGAACGUAAAAAGUGGUCAUCUCGGACAGUAUUUUAACAUAGAUAUUCAAAUCAUCAACCAAGGUAAACCAACACAUUUGACAUUUUUUGCCAAGGUCAUAAUUCCACCCACCGAAUUUUUGAAAGAAAUAGUUGAAGGCGGACCGUCUGAAAAAGAGGACUUCUUUUAUAUCACCUUGAUGUCGUUGUUUCGAGAACACGGGCUGGAAGAAUUACUCGAUUUUGCUCCGAAGUGUUACUUGAGUAGAGUUAAAUGGAUGAUAGUGCUCGAUCAUUUGGGUAACAAUGGAUUUGUUACCUUGAAACUAAACCAAACACUUGAUAUUGAUGGUUUAAAACACGUAGUGGCACAAUUGGCCAAACUUGCCGCUGUUACAUUAAUACUGGAAGAAAAUUUAUCACGUGAAGAAGGCAAACAUGUUAGAAUAAAUGAAAUAUAUCCAAAAUUCGAAGAAACACUUUGUAUCUACGGAGAGGAAAGCCCUAUCAAAAAAAUGGUCGAUAAAAAUAGAGAUUCCCUGCAUUAUCUCAUAGAACUUUUACCAGAAGCUACCGCCCAGCUUAAUCUACCCCUAGAAGAAAAGAUCAAAAAAUUUGAUGAAGUAUUUAUGUCAGUCUUUCCAAGGAUACUCACUUCUGACGUGUUCAGAAACGCAAUUGCUCACGGUGACAUGCAUUUAGGGAAUAUGCUAUUUAAUCAGCAAAAGGACGGUUCUAUCUCUGAAUCUAAGCUAGUAGACUUUCAAAUUCUUCGUUAUAUACCUCCAGCCUUUGAUAUGCUAGUUUUUAUUCACAUGAAUUCUUCCAGAGAAAUUAGACUUAAACACUAUGACGACCUUGUUGAAGGAUUUUAUCGGGAUAUUGCUAAAUACCUGGUUAAAUUUGGACAUGAUCCAGAAAAUGCUUUUCCAAAAGACGCUUUUUAUGAAAGUAUAAAAUAUGUGCGGCCCGCUUGUUUGUCAAUGGCUUUUGUGUAUAGUUACAUGAUGAAAGUCGAUCCAGAGAUAAGAGAAUAUCUGUUUCUGGACCAGGAGAAGUUCACAUACUAUUAUGAAAAUAACAACAGAGAACUUAUAGAUUUAGUUUGGACAGGUACAUGUUUUCAAGAAGGCAUAACAAGUAUCCUUCAAGAUAUUGCAGACUAUAUAAUAGAAACAAAUAUGUAAAUGAUUUUUUUACGAUGUAAUUAUGA
Molecule: messenger RNA, 2325 nt
Organism: Sitophilus oryzae (rice weevil)
Lineage: Eukaryota; Metazoa; Arthropoda; Insecta; Coleoptera; Curculionidae
Exons: 2
Coding region: 140-2299 (719 amino acids)
Source: RefSeq, a predicted model, not a curated record